Sclerotinia trifoliorum is the source of this 2948-nucleotide messenger RNA. The record is from the annotation of a GenBank genome assembly. NCBI's taxonomy places the organism in Eukaryota, Fungi, Ascomycota, Leotiomycetes, Helotiales, Sclerotiniaceae.
AGCCGUACAAGAAGUUUCAAUAAGAUCUUAUGUUGAAAGUGCAGGAUGUUCUAGAAGGACUUUUGCACUCCCUUUGGCCUUUAAAAUUCCGUUUUUGUUUCUAAAAACUAAUGCGAAACGGCUUUUCCAAAGCACUGGCUGCAGCAUCUGGACAAUGUUAACGCUUGAGAUUCUGGCCCCUCGCAUCUACAUACUUGCCGCUUGCAGCAUUGACUGGAGUGCAUUUUGAGUCUUCCAUCUCGCAAUCUUUAUUCAUGAGAAAGGAGCUCGCGGUUUGUCUUUGCUAAGUCUACAGUCUCGCCCUGAGCAUUCACGCGAUUAUAGGGCCUUAUAGAAUAUUAGCAUCAUAAAAUGCCUAUAAACCCGAACCCGGAUCAUCUACUCAGAGCUAAGCGAAUUUACAAGAAUAGGUGUAUGUAUGAUAAUACAUUUAAUAUUAACCCUAGUGGAAUGGAACUAUAAGGUUGGAAUAGUAGAUGUUUUUCUAAUCAAGUAUUCAUCUUCAAGGAGGAGUAAAGUUACAAUUUAUCAUAGUGCUAACACUCUAUAGCUAGGCCUUAUAAAUCGUAUGCACAAAACAUCCAUUCCUCUGUAGAACUCUGUAAUAAGCGAAAAUGAGUAAAAUCCUGUUGACCGCCUGCCGCCCAUCAUCGGCAGAAUUUCACCAUUUUUGUUCUCAAUAAUAAUUUAUUUCAUAUUUCAACAGGAACAACUUAUGCGAUCGAUUUCUACCUCUGUCAAUUGCUUCAGAAGAACUUGCAUUAUACCGCAGAUUGUUAGCAAUCGGCAAACAAUUUCAAUUUAUAGAUUCUUUUCGGCCUCCGCCAUGGAUGCUAGUCUUCCUGACAUAACGGUCGCGCCCGCUGCCGAUCAACAUAUUCUCCACGAUGGAAAAGAAUACACUACAGUCAAGGAAGGCCUCGCACAUAUCCUGAUACCCGCAGAGGGAUCGAAAGUGCCACAGACGACUCCUAAAGGUCAAAACCAGGUACAAUCUGUCUUUUACAACCCAAUUCAACAAUUCAAUCGAGAUUUGAGUGUUCUGGCGAUCAAGGCAUACGGAGAAAGCAUAUUGGAAAAGAAGAGGAAGAUAAUCGAACGAGAUAGACAAAAGAAUGCUGCCAAGAAGGAAAAAAAGAGGGCUGCUGAAGAAGAAAAUGAUGGGCCCAGGAAGGCUGGCAAACUUGAUAGUGCAGGAGAAGCUGUAGAGCUGCCAUUAGCCGUCGCAAAACCAGAAAAUACCAUUGACGACAAGGAGAUAGAGAGCAAAGAAGGAGAGACAAUAAGUCAGAAUGGAGGAACGAAUAUAAGAGUCUCAAUGGCCGAUGGAGAACCGAAUAAUCGUGUAACAACGGAAAAGGAUGAAGUACCAGAAAACAAAAACGAACAAGAACCCACAAAACCUGCCAAUCCAAUCAAUCCCAGAUUCAAAAUCCUCGAUGCAUUAUCUGCCACUGGACUCAGGGCACUUCGAUAUGCUCAAGAAAUUCCCUUUGCAACAUCAAUUACCGCGAACGACCUUUUGCCCGCAGCUACCAAAACAAUUGAACUCAAUGUGAAGCAUAAUAAACUAGAAAACAAAAUUAAUGCUGUCACUGGAAAUGCAUUGACACAUAUGUACAGUCUUAUAGGUGAUGAUAGCAAAGAUGGGAGUGGCAGCAAAAAAUAUGAUGUUAUUGAUCUGGAUCCUUAUGGCACAGCAGCUCCAUUUUUGGAUGCGGCAGUACAAGCCGUCAGAGACGAUGGGGGACUUUUGUGUGUUACUUGUACUGAUGCUGGUGUAUGGGCUUCCAAUGGAUAUCCCGAAAAGGCAUACUCGCUUUACGGAGGAGUGACUGUCAAAGGUCAGCACAGUCAUGAAGGUGGUUUGAGACUUAUUUUGCAUUCAAUCGCUACAUCCGCCGCUCGAUACGGCCUGGCAAUGGAGCCACUUCUUUCUCUCUCGAUUGAUUUCUACGCACGAGUAUUUGUUAGAAUAUACAGAUCUCCCUCAGAUGUCAAAUUUUUAGCAGGCAAAACCAUGAUGGUUUAUAAUUGUGACACUGGUUGUGGAGCAUGGACAACUCAAAUGGUCGGGAAGAACAAGCUCGUGCCCAACAAAAAUGGUAUUGGCCAUUUCUGGAAACAUGUCUACUCCAUGGGACCAUCUGCGGGUGAGAACUGCUCCCAUUGCGGUAUGAGAACUCACCUCGCUGGACCUAUGUACGGUGGUCCGCUCCACCAACCUGAGUUUGUUCAGAGAAUACUCAAUGACCUUCCCAACGUAUCCAAGGAUACAUACCAUACAACGGCUAGGAUCGAAGGAAUGCUCACAUUGGCCCUUGAAGAGAACUUGCCUCCCACAGAGGACCUUCCAGACUCCCCGACUGACUCAUCAAAGACUGGCAAGAAUGAUCCCGCAGCCCUUGACCAUUAUCCGUUCUUUUUCAUACCAUCAAUGCUCGCCAAAGUAAUUCAUUGCGUCACUCCUCACGAAAAUGCACUUCGAGGAGCUUUACGCCACCUCGGCUAUAGAGUUACUAGAAGCCACACAAAGGGUGGUAGUAUCAAAACUGAUGCUCCUUGGGAUGUUAUCUGGGAGAUUAUGAGAGAAUGGGCGCGACAAAAAUGUCCACCAAAGGAGGGUGCUAUUAAGAAGAAUACAGCCGGGUGGUACAUUAUAGGCUUAGACAAAACGGACACUUCUACACAGCAGUCAAAUAUCAAGGAUGCGCCUAGUGAAGUCGAAGCCGAAGAGAAAGACACAUCGCCCGCCGCCAAAAAGAAGCUCGAGAUAGUAUUUGACGAAAGGCUGGGAAUGGAAAAAGAUACAAAAAAGAUAGUAAGAUACCAAGUUAAUCCUCGAGAGAAUUGGGGUCCAAUGAAUCGGGCAAGUGGCCAUGCAUAGGUUCUAUUAUGCUUUAAUAUACCCCAUCAUACGAAUUUAAAUCAUCUUGUAUGUCAUCGCC